AGGAUGCCAUGCUUAUGUUUGACAAGACUACUAACAGACACAGAGGUUUCGGCUUUGUGACUUUUGAGAUGGAGGAAGUAGUGGAGAAGGUCUGCGAGAUCCAUUUUCACGAAAUCAAUAAUAAAAUGGUAGAAUGCAAGAAAGCCCAGCCCAAGGAGGUGAUGUUCCCUCCGGGCACGCGAGGCCGCGCCAGGGGCCUGCCCUACACCAUGGACGCCUUCAUGCUGGGCAUGGGCAUGCUGAGUUACCCCAACAUCGUUGCAACGUACGGCCGAGGAUACACCGGCUUCGCCCCCAGCUACAGCUACCAGUUCCCCGGCUUCCCAGCGACGGCGUAUGGACCAGUGGCGGCGGCGGUGGCGGCGGCGCGUGGCUCAGGGUUCCCCGAUUACGGGUUCUAUUCUGCGGCCGGUGGCGACGUGCGGGGACCCCCCUACUCCCUUGCGGACUAUGGUUCCCUGGGGCCCCCCCAGGCUGCUCAGAUGCUGCACAGCGAGCACGCCAGCUCGGCCUGCACCUCUCCCCUCCAGCACCUGCACAGCCCGGACCCCUUUAAGAGCCCAGGCACCAACCCGGCCCGGCCCGGAGCCUUCCCAGGCGCCAACAGCCCCGGUCCGGUGGCCGACCUGUACGGUCCAGCUAGCCAGGAUUCUGCCGUGGGCAACUACAUCAGUGCCGCCAGCCCCCAGCCUGGUUCUGGCUUCGGGCACAGCAUCGCUGGCCCGUUGAUUGCAACAGCUUUUACAAAUGGAUACCAUUGAACGCUAACAGGUGGUUGGUUGCCAUCUCAUUUGAGCAGAGUAUAACAGGAGGCCCGGGGAAGACCGGUCGGAGUUUCUAACUGCUUCUGUGUACAGGUGAUGCCAUAUAACAGCAAGCAUUACAGCAUCCACACACAGACUGAGAAUGGAGGUGGCACCAGGUGAAGAACAAAAAGAUAAAUCGGAAUCAUCUCAGAAAAAAGACUACAAUCUGCUGUACUAUAAUCCAACCCUGGCUUUUCAGAUACUAUCCAAGCGUAACCCAGUAUCUUUGUGUAGGAUUUGUUGAUGUUGUUUUGAUUUUUUCUUUAUCAAUUUAUCCUUAUUUCAAUCGGUUUAGAUUUUUCUUGAGUUUUGAGUCUCUCUUUGUUCAAGUUUAGAUUAAGCUUUAGAUUGUGAUAAAUAUUUUUGUGUAUCUUUAUCCUCUCAGAAAAGAGUAACGAUAUAUAUGUAAACUGGUUUGAUUCAGUUUUGUUUUCUUAUUUAGAGUUAUGUUGUAAUGGAUUGUUGUUUUUAUUACCAUUGGUAAUGAAAACAUCUUCAGGUGUCAGUUUGCACACACAAGACAACUGAUAUUAACCGAUGAGGCUUGAAAAGAGAUAGCUUCGGUUCAAAUAAAAGGGUAUACUAAUACAUUUUAUUCGCUUAUUCUUUAAAUUUUCCUCUUCCUUGUAAUAUCGUUACCAUAUUUACCUAUUUUGGGCAAUAAGAGGACUACAAUAUUUUCAAAGUCCUUUUUUAUAAAUGUUUUUGUUGUCCGGAGGAAGAAAAAAACUGUUUCCUUUUAAUACUUUGUGAAUUCAGAUUUUAAAAAAGAGGAAUAUUAUCAUGUAAAUAUUACUUCACUGCAUAUAAUGGUUUCAGAGAGAGAACCAUAUUUUUGUGAUGGUUUACCAGAGAGGGUCAUACUGUGCUCGGGUGCAGGUGUCCAAGAGAACAUUGAAAACUCUCAAGUCAAACAAAAAUCCAUUUGUAGCACAAAGGCCAUUAUAGACCAUUGAGAUGAGAACACUGUUGGCUUGCUCUGUAAAUAAUGUCAGCUUUCCUACUGUGGCCAAUGUCAUACCAGCAUAUUGUCUACAUGGUAAGCUAAGAUGUGCACAGCUUCAUAAAGAUGACACAAGGUUAAUACUGGACAUUUCAACAAAAUGUCCUUCAAACCAGACUUCUUUUGAUUCUUGCAAGUAAAAUAUUUUGUCGCUGCGACUUUGAAAGUCAAUACUAUAAAAAGAAAACCAUGACAAAAUCCAAAGCACACUUUUAUUGUGUAUCCAUAGGACAAACAUUUUAUGCUGAAGAGUGUCCCAAACAUUUCACACUUAUCUGCAACAUUUCAAUGUUUUCAUUUGACUUUGAAUGAUUGUCUUCAGUUUUGUUAAAGUUAUUUCAGCUUUUAGUUUUAUUCUUUUUAAAAUAACUUAGUUUUAAUGUGAUGGAGGCUAUAUUUAAAGGCAGAUAUAUUCAACCUCUUGGAUGUUAAAUGAUUAUUAUUAAGUAGGAUGGAAAUCUUUUGUUACCUCAGUCCUGUGAGUUUUGUCUUGGAAAAAAUGACAAAUUAAUUUAUUGUAGGCUGAAACAGAAUGCGAAUGGAUUAAAUAAAACAAGUUGUUGCACUGUGACUUUAUCAAAAAGGUUGUGACCAUAUUAUAUUUGCACAUUUCAAGUGGUGGUUAUUUGAAAUGGUCUGGUUCCAGGGAUAUGAAGGAUUGUUCUUCUAGAAUGUUGCAAUUGGAUUAUACGUUCUCAAAUUUUCUGCUGGAGAGUUUCCAAAAAAAGACUUAGUAUGUAAAAAAGAGAAAGAAAGUUGACACUAAAGCUGAUGUAAAUAAGGAUUAGCUCUCAAAUUAGAAACAGAUCUUUGAAAGUAAAAAUUAUCAAGGAUUCAAUGUGUUUAUAUGUUGAUUUGUUUCUCAAUGCAGAUAUGUUUAUGUAUGUCCGUUUUGCUUCAGUUUGUUCAAAACCAUAUGAAGCAGAGUGCUGGAUUAUUUUUACAAUUUAGAUGGGGACUUCAUCAAGUAAUAAUCUAAGGAUCUAAAACAAAAAUACAUGGUAUUAAUUAAAAAGAGAAGACGUAUGCUCCCACCCUUGAAUGCUUUCAAUUUUUAAGAAGGAUUUGUAUCAAUAUUUUUGUGGUUGUUAAUGAUUAUAUAAAUGAUAAUAAUAAUUAUAAUGCUAACAAUAAUAAAUAUUAUGUACUGUACAUCCAUCAGAUUCUCUCUCCAUUCCCUGUCACAUUAUAAAAUAAUCUUAUGUUGAUCAUCAAUGUAUUUCAGUAUUGUGUGAAAAAAGAAAAUUGCUAAUUACCUUGUAACGAGUGCUGUCUUUGAUGCCAGUGUAGUGGUCUAUACACUUCUUUGUUGACCCCUCUUUCUUCCCUCUCACUCUCCCUUUGUCGCUCUUCUGUCUCUCUCUCCUAGUAUCUAGUGGUAGAUGUUAUAUAGUUAAAUUAAGAAGUAGAUGUAGUUAUUAGCCAAUUUAGGACCAGUAAGGAUAGAACUUUCUCUUAUCAAUUACCAUAGUUAAACAAAAAUGCUGACAUUUGUUUUGGUAGCAUUUUCCCACCUAUUUUCUGUUUUGCUGAUCUCACGUGGUUUCAACUAACCAAAGCUCUCAUUGAAAACAUUUGAAGAAAAUAAAUUGCUUAAAGAUCGAAUUGUAAAAAAGGCAUUAAUUGGAUCCCCACCCUUGAAUGUUUCUAAAGGGGUGUGCCAUACUACCUUAAAUGCUAAUGCUAGAUAUGCAAAAUAGCUUUAGCUUUUUUUCAUGAGAGACACAUCUAUGGUUAUAAACAGGAUGGAGUUUAUCACAUAAAUGGAAAAAUCUUAUAUUUUUAGGAAGUUAAACUAGAUUAAUGAUUAUAAUGGUAAUAAUAACAAUAAUAACUAUUAUGGAUAUCAUUAAUCUAAGAUCUACGUUUAAUAUUUGUAAUCCUUAAAAUAUCCAAGUUGCCCAUAGCACUACUAAUUAGGAUUUUAAAUUGUAUUGUUUUACUUGUCAACUUAAAUUUAUUUAAUAUUUCUGUUUGGAUUACUUUUGGGGAAUUAUUUUAUACUCUUGGAACCAGCUCUUAACUUUAAUCAAAGCCAGGGUGUCACAACAUUUUGUUAUCAAACUGAAAUUACAUUGUAUUGUUAUUCAUUUAUAUUUCUAAUUAUGGUACAUCAAAUGCCAGGUAUACUUUGAAGUGAUUGUUGGUAAAGUAUGAAUUCGCUGUGUGCAAUAAUUUAUCUUAUCUUCCUGUGCGAAAGUUAUUGAUUAGUAUAAAAGUAAGCGAGUUAGUGAGAUCAAUGUAAAAUAUAAGAGCACCAUUGGAAGUAUUUUUUAAUUUUUUAUCUGAGGACUUUUUUAGGAUAGUAGAUCUCAUAGUGAAUAAGACCAUAAGCCCUAACGUGCUGUCUGGACAAGUUCUUGUCUCAGUGCCAUGUGUGCAGUGGUGCCACUACAAGAUUAUGUAUAGUUUUCACAAUUUCACAAUAGUGUCAAAAGAUUGCUCUUCUCAUAGUGAUAGCUGCAGUUCGAAGCCUUUGUAGACCAUUUAAACGUAAUGUUAUUUUCACGUUUUGUCCAAUUGAGUGCAGAUGAAGAGAGAGAAAAAUCUCCAGAACAGCAGACGUUUAAUGUCUCCACGUCUUCACACAAAUAAUGUCCUGGUUUAGCAUUUGAUUAAUGUAAAAGCUGGUUUUCAUAAAAAUAGUCAAUACCAUCAUUCAAUAGUUUCAUAAUUUUUAUUUUUAAUUUUUUUCGUAGCUUGGACUUUAAGGUAGCAUGGCUCUGUUGCUGUACUUUAAUUUCACAUUGACAGUUUACAGCCAAUGAAUGUUACACAUCUUGCUAGGUAUUCAUUGGAUAAUUGUUGGUUUAAAAAAUAUUUAUAAAAAGAGCAAAAAGAACAACAACAAAACAAAGAAAAAUACGACCUGGAAGGUGUUGGGUUAUAAUGGGAGCAUACUACCGUAUCCAUUUAAACUUGAAUCUUGAGGCAAGUGCUAGGCAAUGGCCAAACGAUCAUCCCGUCACUGAAUUAAGAUAGCGCACACAUACUGUAAUACCAGGUACAUAUGUAUAUACAUGUACACUGAUUAAGGAUAUAUGAGUGUAUAUAUCUGUUAAAUAUUUGUUUGUGUCUCAUGGCGGAGGGCUCAUUUUAGAUUAACUGACCUCCUUACGCUCUGAAAUGUUGAAGUAGCCAAACAUUGUUUGUAUGUCACACUUGGCAUAUUUCAUUUUUUUCCAUUAUGCUACAAAAUGGCUGUACUGGAAAAUGUGGGAUGUAGAGCUGUUAAUGAUACUUGGGUUAUAGUACAUUGUUUCAAACUGACAGAUGAUGGUUGGCCACACAUUAGCAGUGUGUGUGCUGUAGGUGAGCAGAAGCAAAUACAGUACUGUCACAAAUGUCAUGUGCAUUUCUCUGACAGGUGACCUUAUAGAUGUUUGUCUUUCAUGGCCCCUCCAGGGUUCACUCUCUCUGAUUGCCUUGCCCAUUCCUAACACUUGCCCAUUUUUUAAUGUUAACGGACUUUUUACCGUGAGAGCUGACUGAACGGACUGACUGUCUGAAAGCAUCUUUCAGGUCUUCUUGUAUGGCUUGCUCAAGCCCUGUUGUAAAAAUAAAAACUAAAGUGGAUGGGGGUCUCUCACAUCUCAGAUGUGGAAAGUAUAAUUUUAUAUUUGUAUUUUCAAAUAAUGAUAAUAAUGAAAAUGUUUGUGAAAGGUUUCCAUCCUCUACUGUGGUCCAGAAAUCAAUGUGUUUGUCUGGAAAAAAAAAUAAUAAAAAAAAUAAACUGUUUUGAAUCAUUUCAUUCAUUGUUUCUAAUUUCAAAUGUGACUGCAUUACGUGGUAUAGAAUUUCUUCUAAGAAGUAUAUUAUUAUUUUUUUUGCCAA
This is a messenger RNA of Hypomesus transpacificus, 5643 nucleotides long. It is a transcript of the gene msi2b, whose product is annotated as musashi RNA-binding protein 2b. The coding region runs from base 9 to 761 and encodes 250 amino acids. NCBI's taxonomy places the organism in Eukaryota, Metazoa, Chordata, Actinopteri, Osmeriformes, Osmeridae. The transcript is spliced from 9 exons. The record is from RefSeq and is a predicted model, not a curated record. Gene Ontology annotation, cellular component: cytoplasm. Gene Ontology annotation, molecular function: nucleic acid binding.